AUGUCAAGGAUGAGAAGCAGUUCUAUGAGGUUAAGAAAUGUAUCAAAAGAUAGUAAAUAUUCUCUUUCGAAUUCUAUUCUACACGCCCAAAUUUCAUCUCUGAUUAUAACUCUUCGACUCCAAGUGCAAACGUUUAACGACUGUUUAUUUUUCUUGGAAAAGCUACCCUUAUUAGAAUCUUUUGUUGUCGAAUGUUGUCGUGUCGAAUCAUCGUCAAUAUCAUCAUACUUAGAUAAAGUGCGCGAACAUUUAAAACGCUUCUCAUCUUCCUUAAUCGAGAUCACCAAAUGUUAUCGAACAAUCGCUCAAUUAGUGGCAUCAUUACAUUCUUUAGAAUAUUUGUUAUUAGAUAUUGAAUGCUUUCGAUUACCAAGAUUUUAUCCUUUUCUUGAUGGUAUUUCGUUUGAAGAUGAUUUUCCCUCACGGCUACCAAAUUUAAAAAAAUUCUCUUUCCAUGUAACCACAUGGUCCCAAAACAAUUAUAAUCAACUAUCGACAGACUUUAUCAUGCAGACAUUUCAACGUCGAUAUUGGCAAUUAUUGAAAACUAUUGUUCAUUGUUCUAUUCAUUAUUUUCCUAAUCAUGAACGUCCGCUGGGUAAACGUGAAAUAUAUUCAUUGCCCUAUGCUUUUGAUCGUUCCUGA
This is a messenger RNA of Didymodactylos carnosus, 645 nucleotides long. The record is from the annotation of a GenBank genome assembly. Lineage: Eukaryota; Metazoa; Rotifera; Eurotatoria; Philodinida; Philodinidae.